AAUACUUGCUUUUUAUUUAUCUAUCUUACGUUUUAAUGGUUUUAAUUAAAUACUGUAUAGGUACUAGAUUGAUAAGAUCUAAGUCUAGGCGAUACACUCAUCAAAACGCUAUUUGUUCUGAUUAAAAAUGAAUAUAUGGUUUUUGUUGUUGGUGGCUCUAGUACAUUGCGGUCCUGAAGAAAACGAAGGCGUAAAAUAUGCAAGUAAAUGUGAAGCUUGUAAGAUUCUUGCUACUGAACUAGAAGCCCGUCUUUUUGAGACCGGACGAUCUCACGAUGUGUUGGAGCUCGGGUAUUCUGUAGAUGACGUUAAGCCAAAGAAACGUACCGAAUAUCGCAGAAGCGAACUCCGUUUAUUAGAAUCUUUGGAAAACGUAUGCGACCGUAUUUUGGAGUACAAUAUUCACAAAGAACGACAGGAUAGUACAAGAUUUGCGAAAGGCAUGUCUCAAACGUUCCAAACUUUACAUGGCUUGGUAGACAAAGGGGUUAAGGUAGAUCUUGGGAUCCCUUUUGAACUGUGGGAUAAGCCAUCUGCGGAAAUUACCCAAAUGAAAACUCAAUGUGAAACAAUGGUUGAAAACUUCGAGAAUAUCAUUGAGCAAUGGUAUUUUAACAAACAAAACCAAAUUCCGUUAAUAAAAUAUCUAUGCGAAAACGAGGUGUUAAAGGGUAAAAAUAGUAAAUGUUUAUAUGAAACUUUUAAAAAUACAAAAGUUGAUGAAGAUGUACAAGAUUAUAGGGGAAAAAACCAAGAGCUCUAAAAAU
Sabethes cyaneus is the source of this 767-nucleotide messenger RNA. It is a transcript of the gene CNPYb, whose product is annotated as protein canopy homolog 4. Gene Ontology annotation, molecular function: signaling receptor binding. The record is from RefSeq and is a predicted model, not a curated record. The transcript is spliced from 2 exons. Bases 128 to 763 code for a protein of 211 amino acids. Lineage: Eukaryota; Metazoa; Arthropoda; Insecta; Diptera; Culicidae. Gene Ontology annotation, cellular component: endomembrane system.